CUGUGUUACCUACACAGCUCAAAAUUUACAAAAACAUCAACAAUGAAGUCUCAAGUCACACUCCUGCUGAACUACGUGCUUUUCUGUAAAGCUCUGUCACUGACCUGUCACCACUGUCCACUAUCAGCACCAGGAAAAUGUGGCCAUUUUAACACAACCUGUUUCUAUCAGUGUCUCACCGCAACCAAUGUAGUGUCUAUACAUGGUACAAAGGUAACAGAAGUUAUUAAGACUUGUGGAUUUCCCAAAAUGUGUGUAAAUGGGAGCCUGAACCUGGGAACAGUAAAGGUGACCACCCAUGCCAAGUGCUGCCGCAGAAAGUUCUGCAACAAGGAAGAACUGCAAGCUCUACCAGAGGAGGGUUUCAGUACGAACAGGUGUUACAUCUGUGAUGGUGCUGGCUGCUCAAACACAGUAAGAUGUGCAGCAAAUGAAGAUCGUUGCAUCAUUGCAUCAGUUGGCAAAGGAAGCAAUUUUGUGGCCAUGAAAGGAUGUGUGUCCAAGAGCUUGUGUCUUGCAACUGGAACAUCAAGCUUGCCAGGAAUUGGCUUAUCAAAUGUACAGUGUUGUGAAGGAAACCUUUGUAAUGGUGCUCAGAUCUUCACACAGAGUUUCCUUCUCAUUAUGGUUCAUCUGCUCUUCUCUAUUUUCUUUUACUGAGCUCAGAGUUGAUAAACCUCAUUUAAAGCUUUAUCAAUAUGAAACACAAAUCCAUUUGUCAAAACUAUACAAAGAAAUAUGUAUAAAUAUAAAGUAUAUAAAUGUUUGUUGAUAAUUUA
Molecule: messenger RNA, 779 nt
Organism: Clarias gariepinus (North African catfish)
Lineage: Eukaryota; Metazoa; Chordata; Actinopteri; Siluriformes; Clariidae
Product: phospholipase A2 inhibitor and Ly6/PLAUR domain-containing protein-like
Exons: 5
Coding region: 43-660 (205 amino acids)
Source: RefSeq, a predicted model, not a curated record